CCAUCAUCCAUAAAGUUAGCCAACUCAAAAAAGAAAGCCAAAUUACAAGCAACUCCAAAACAUUCUAUCCUUGCAUCAAAGACAGCUGCAGACAAAAACUAGUUGAUUUUUCUCCAUCACUUUGCCUUUUUGUAAUAACCUCUCUUUUUCCCUUCUUCCGAAACAUCCAUGGAUAGUGCUCAAUGGACGCAGGAAUUUGGAGUUGCAAGAUCAAGGCCAGAAGGUGCACCAAAUGCAUGCAGCAAGCCAGCAACAAAUGAGAGAAAAGUGAGGCCACAGAAAGAGGAAGCCAUAAACUGCCCAAGAUGCCACUCCACAAACACCAAAUUCUGCUACUACAACAACUACAGCCUCACCCAGCCAAGGUACUUUUGCAAGACUUGCCGCCGCUACUGGACCGAGGGCGGAACCCUAAGGAACGUCCCGGUGGGCGGAGGCUCUAGAAAGAACAAGAGAUCUUCUUCUUCUUCUUCCUCCUCCUCUUCUCUCUCAACCAAUAUUUCCCAAUUCUCAUCUCAAAACCCUAAAAUCCACCAUCAUCAAGGCCAUGACCUCAAUCUAGCUGGACCACCACAUGAUUACAGCCAGUUUCUCGACUUCCCUAAGAUUGAGAGCGCCAUCAACAGCUCUGCAAACACCUCCUCUUCCACAACGCCCCCUCUCUCAGCCUUGAAUUUCUUCACCAAUGGCGGCGGCAUUGCGGCUAGGGGUUUGAAUUCCUUCUUCCCGAUGGCGAAGGCAACUCUUCACGAUCAGAACAGUGCCAUCUUCGCAUCGGGUUUCCCGUUUCAAGAAUGCAAGCCGGCGCCACUCUCAUUCCCCGUUGGAGACGGUAAUGGGAGUCUAUACAACAACUCAAACUCAAACUCGAACAGUGUCCCUCAAGAGGGCGUGAAUGGAAGUCCGAUGUUUGUGUUGGGUGCAACGAGACAAAACUCGAGCGAUCAAGGUCAAGAUAAGGGGCAGGAGAAUUCGAAUGGAUUAAUCUGGAAUGGAAUGUUAGGUGGAGGUUCUUGGUGAAGAAAAAUAACAAGUAGGCUGCUUUGAUCACUUUUUUUCUAAAUCAAUACUUAUUUCUUAUUUUUCUCUUAUCUUUUUUAUUUCUAUGGUGUCAUCAGUCAUGGUUGGUUAGCUGUUUGGGAGUUUUAAGAACUAACAUACAUACUGCAUAAAGUGUUAUGUAAUUUUUACUCUCUUUUUUUCACUUUUUUUAAGUAGUAAUUGAAGCUAGAUUUGUGCGCAUUUUUUUAUGUCUAUGUAUAGCAUUGGAGUAUUAAUCUUGUUUUAACUUUUAAUUAUAUGUUUGAGAAUUA
Salvia splendens (bonfire salvia) is the source of this 1313-nucleotide messenger RNA. Its product is annotated as dof zinc finger protein DOF2.5. Gene Ontology annotation, molecular function: DNA binding; DNA-binding transcription factor activity. The transcript is spliced from 2 exons. Gene Ontology annotation, biological process: regulation of DNA-templated transcription. Bases 169 to 1020 code for a protein of 283 amino acids. NCBI's taxonomy places the organism in Eukaryota, Viridiplantae, Streptophyta, Magnoliopsida, Lamiales, Lamiaceae. The record is from RefSeq and is a predicted model, not a curated record.